AUGACUAUUAUAGUCUUUUUAAUAGAUACAUCAGCAUCUAUGAACCAAAGAGCUUAUUUGGGCGGACGCCCAACAUUACUCGAUGUAGCCAAGGGCGCUGUGGAAACAUUCGUAAAGGUACGUCAACGAUCUCCCGAAAGCAGAGGCGAUAGGUAUAUGCUUCUAACUUUCGAAGAGCCACCCGCGAACAUCAAGGCCGGUUGGAAAGAGAAUCUGGCGACAUUUAUAAACGAACUGAAGAAUUUGCAGUGCCUUGGUCUCACCACUAUGGGUGCUGCUUUGAAGCACGCUUUUGACGUGUUAAACAUUAAUCGUAUGCAGACCGGAAUAGACACCUAUGGGCAAGGGAGGUGUCCUUUUUAUCUUGAACCCUCUGUCAUAGUUGUUAUCACUGAUGGAGGAAAACUAUCGAGCAAUGCUGGCAUACAGGAAGAGUUUAAUCUGCCGAUGAACUGCCCGAUUCCUGGAUCAGAGUUAACACGAGAACCAUUCAGAUGGGACCAAAGGCUGUUCUCAUUGGUGUUGAGGCUGGCUGGUACUCCAGCUGUGGAGCGGGACACUGGACUUGUGCCAUCUGAUUCAUCACCAAUUGAUGCAAUGUGUGAAGUCACGGGUGGUCGGUCUUAUUGCAUCACGUCACAUCGGAUGUUAAUGCAGUGCAUCGACAGUCUAGUGCAGAAGGUGCAGAGUGGUGUUGUUAUUAAUUUUGAGAAGAUUGGCCCCGAUCCGCCGCCCAUAGACGGAGGCCCUAACAGGGAUGGCGAAAAUCCGGACGAACACCACGAAGACAAGGAAAUGGAAACCGACAACGACAGGAACGGGAGAUGGAAUGGCGGGCCCUACCAGUCUAACGUGGGUCCCAAUCAGUCCGCCGGCGCGCCCCAGGCGUGGCACUCGUGUCGCCGUCUCAUAUACGUCCCACGCACUGUGUCACAAAAAGGCUUCGCUGUUGGCUUCUGGCCUAUUCCUGAAUCAUUUCGGCCCGAUCCAAAUGCACCUACGCUGCCGCCGCGCUCAGCACACCCAGUAGUAAAGUUCACGUGCUCGAGUCAAGAACCGAUGGUCAUUGACAAUCUUCCCUUCGACAAGUACGAGCUCGAGCCCAGUCCACUCACUCAGUUCAUAUUGGCUCGGAAACAACCCACUAUCUGCUGGCAGGUUUUUGUAGCGAACAGUAGCUGUAAGAAUUCUGAAGUGAGCCACCCAUUUGGUUACCUAAAGGCAUCCACGAACCUAACUUGCGUGAAUCUGUUUGUGUUGCCGUAUAAUUACCCCGUGCUGUUGCCGCUGCUCGACGACCUGUUCAAAGUCCAUCGUUGUAAACCCACACCGGAGUGGAAAAUGGCGUUUCAGCAGUAUUUGGAUAGAAUGCCUUCAUAUUAUGUUACACCUCUCCGCCGAGCUUUAACAAAGAUGGGCGCGUCCGCUCCCCUCGUACAAAGUUUAAUUCCUGAGACUCAAGAUAACUGCCUUAGCUUCUCUGUGCUGAACUAUUUGAAAAGACUGAAAAAUCAAGCCAAGAUUGAGUUUGAGAAACUCUGCGCCGACGUCAUCAAUAAGGCUUCGAGCAAUAAUACCCAAAAAAUAGCAGAGAGCGUAAGAGUAAUGCCGAAGUCGGCCCUUAAGAAGGAGCUGACGAGUCACCCGUGCCUUCAGGACAAGUUUACAGCUCUAAGGGAUCAAUUGAAUGAGUUUGGGGGGUUCGUGGUGGGUUUGUCUCGAGGGAGGCACAAAGCGCAGGCGCAUACUUACAGGAACCCUUUUGACAUUCAACGCAGAGAUUUGUUAGAUCAGGUGGUCCGGAUGCGAGCAAACUUCUUGCAGCCUUCGCUUGCGCAUACGCGUCUAGUAGACGAAGACAGCGUCCACUCGAUGCCCGUGGCGCAGAUGGGCAACUACCAAGAGUAUCUGAAGCGGAUGACUCCACAACUUCGGGAGAUAGAGUCGCAACCGGUGCGCCAACACAUGUUUGGCAAUCCCUUCAAAAUAGACAAGCGUAUGAUGGUUGACGAAGCGGAUAUAGAUCCGAUGGGCACGGUUCGUGGCAGUGGUGGUGGCGGUGUAGGUGGUAAGCGUGGCGCCGAGAGUCCUCGCGCCGCUCCGCCGAAGAGGAAAGCCGGACCUUUACCACAACAUAUCGUGGCAAGACGACCUACGUCCCCAGCACCCAUGUCACCUGUUCACAGGCCCCCUUCCCCGAUGUCACUGGUGUUGCCGGCGUCUCCCGUGCCUCAUAGCACGCCCCCCGCCUCACCCGCUGCGGCGCCCCUCUCCCCCGUUUCUCGACGACCUGCGUCCCCCCUCGCGCCCGUUCCUUCCGACUUGCCUUCUGGGCGACCUCCUGAAGAGCCUCCCAACGUGGAAUCUGGUGGGACGCCUGGUCCGGCCGCCCCUGCUGCCCCCGCGCCACCCGCCGCGCCUGCGAAUUUACCCCCUAUCAUCAAACCUUUUCUCAACGGAGAUGCAUACACUACGAUGGGCAGCAAAAUGUCGCGCUCCCCGUCUCCGCCGCUAGAGGUGUCUUCGCCGCCUUGUGACACGCAAGAGCUGCAAAUCAACGCCAUCUUGCAAGGUGUUGCAGCUGAGAAUAGCUCUAAUUCCCGCAGGAAAAAGAAACGAAAGGAGGAAGACAAAGUACAUUUGUCGUCUGUUCUGCUGCCCCCGCAACCUUCGCGCAAAGAGCUCGCCGAAAUUAAGAAGCACAACCUCUCUGUUCGCUCGGAGGUCUAUCGCGCCGUGCGUCGACCGGGCAGAGACUUUACAAAGCUGUUCGAAUAUCUUAAGCAAUUGAAGGGCAGCGUGGAUACGAAGAAGGAGGUGAUAAGGGACGUGAUCGGCGAGUCGUUAAGGUUCAAGAGGAAAGCCCUCGCGAAGCUCCUAGAAGACUUCCUGAUCGGCCUCGAGCGCAACGGCAGCAGCGCCUCCCUCGACCUCAAGAGAUUAGCGAACUCCGUGCCCGCGAACAGCCACAGCUAG
Leptosia nina is the source of this 2976-nucleotide messenger RNA. The record is from the annotation of a GenBank genome assembly. NCBI's taxonomy places the organism in Eukaryota, Metazoa, Arthropoda, Insecta, Lepidoptera, Pieridae.